AUGAAGGAUGCUGACGUGGUAUGCCGGCAGCUGAACUGUGGGCAUGCUCUCACCAUCCCUGUGGGAGCCCAGUUUGGUGGAGGAUCCCACUUCGGCCCUGGCUUUGGGAAGAUUCUCCUGGACAAUGUGCACUGCAGUGGUGAGGAGAGCCACCUGGCUCUGUGUGUCCAUGACACCUGGUUCACUCACACCUGUGACCACGAAGAAGAUGCCGGAGCCAUCUGCUCAGGUUCUGUUUUGGCAGCCCUCACUCCUAAGGUCUUCAUCAAAAACAUUAUUCUUGUUAACUUUAUCACCAUUGUCAUCAUCAUCAUCACCACUACCUAUGCCAUCAUCACCAUUGUCAACUUCAUCACCAUUGUCACCAUCAACAUCACCAUUGCCUUUAUCAACACCAACACCACCACUGUCAUCAUCAACAUUACCAUUGGAGGCUGGGCCUCGGUGAGACUGGUGGGCAGCCCUGGGAGCUGCGCAGGUCGUGUGGAACUUUUCUACCAGGGGACCUGGGGGACUGUGUGCGAUGACCUCUGGGACCUGCUGGAAGCAAACGUCGUCUGCAGGCAGCUAGGGUGCGGCUGGGCGGUGGCAGCUCCUGUUGAGGCCUACUUCGGGGAAGGUUUUGGACAGAUCCUGCUGGACAAUGUGCACUGCAGGGGAGACGAGCAGCACCUUGAGGAGUGCACCCACGGCGACUGGCUCUCCCACAACUGUAGGCACGGGGAGGAUGCUGGCGUGAUCUGCUCAGAAUAUUUUCUUGUAUCCACAGCAAUGCCAACAACAACACCCACGAUGAGGACAGUGGUCACCGGGUCUCUGCCUGCAGGGGACUGGCCCGAGCUUCGACUUGUGGGCGGCUCAGGUCGGUGCUCAGGACGAGUAGAGGUCCUCUACCAGGGGACCUGGGGCACCGUGUGCGACGACCUGUGGGACCUGAAUGAAGCCGAGGUCGUGUGCCGGCAGCUGGGCUGUGGUCAGGCUGUGUCCGCCCUCGGGCAGGCCCACUUUGGCCCAGGAUCUGGAGACAUCCUCCUAGACAACCUCCAGUGCGCCGGGGUGGAGCGCUACCUGGGCCAGUGCGCCCACUCAGGCUGGGCGGAGCACAACUGCGGCCACCACGAGGAUGCUGGUGUCACCUGCUCAGGAGCUCAGUCGUACGUCGGGAGCUGGCCAGAGAUACGGCUGGUGAAUGGCUCAGGUCGGUGCUCAGGACGAGUAGAGGUCCUCUACCAGGGGGCCUGGGGCACCGUGUGCGAUGACCUGUGGGACCUGAGUGAAGCCAAGGUCGUGUGCCGGCAGCUGGGCUGUGGUCAGGCUGUGUCUGCCCCUGGGCAGGCCCACUUUGGCCUGGGAUCUGGAGACAUCCUCCUGGACAACCUCCAGUGUGCUGGGGCGGAGCACUACCUGGGCCAAUGCACCCACUUGGGCUGGGCAGAGCACAACUGUGGCCACCAUGAGGAUGCUGGUGUCACCUGCUCAGGAGGAAGUAACUCUUGUGGAGGGGUCAUUUAUGGUCUCUCUGGAUCAUUUUCUACUCCCCGGUAUCCAGAAAACUACCCGACAGACAUCCAGUGUGUUUGGGAGAUCCACGUGGAUAAAAAAUUCCGCAUAAAACUCCAGAUUCUGAGUUUGAGCCUGGAAAGUAUCCCUGGAUGCCUCUACGACUCAGUCGAAAUCUUCGAUGGCCCCAGAAUUGCUGCGCUCUCCAUGGGGAAGUUCUGCACCCCAGCAACUCUGGCAUUUCUGUCCUCCUCAGACAUCAUGACAGUAGUGUUCCGAAGUGACGCUAUGGUCACCAGCACUGGCUUUCAUGCUGUGUUCAAUGCGACCCCACAGGGCGGAGGAGAGUCAGAAAAUGUACCGAAGCUGCGGCUGGUGGACGGGUCUGGAUGGUGCUCAGGACGAGUAGAGGUCCUCCACCAGGGGGUCUGGGGCACUGUGUGUGACAACCUAUGGGACCUGAGUGAAGCCAAGGUCGUGUGCCGGCAGCUGGGCUGUGGUUGGGCUGUCGCUGCCCCUGGAAAGGCCCACUUUGGCCCGGGCUCUGGCGACAUCCUCCUGGACAACAUCCAGUGCUCAGGAAGCGAGGACCACCUCGGCCAGUGCUCUAGCUCUGGCUGGUCAAACCACAACUGUGGCCACCAUGAGGAUGCUGGUGUCAUCUGCUCAGGUAGCCUCCCCCUAUGGCAGGUUCUUUCUGAUCUUUCAGACUAUGGCAUCUUGGUGAUGGGUGUGUCCCUGAGACUGGUGAAUGGCAGCCACAGGUGUGAGGGCCGGGUGGAGGUCUUCUACAAUGGCACCUGGGGCACCGUGUGUGAUGACAGCUGGGACCUGAGAGAUGCCAGCGUGGUGUGCCGGCAGCUGGGUUGUGGCAAGGCCUUGUCGGCCCCGGUUCAGAGCUUCUUUGACAGAGGAACCGGCCUCAUCGCGCUGGAUGAUGUGCAGUGCACCGGGGACGAAGCCCAGGUGUGGCAGUGCGUGCACAGUGGGUGGCUCUCCCACAACUGCGGGCACCACGAGGACGCCAGCGCCAUCUGCUCGGGUGUCAAUGGCAGUUCCAAGGCAGGACCCUCAGAUGAAAAUUUCCACUGUGGUGGUUUGCUCACAAAUGCUUCCGGCUCCUUCAGCAGCCCUUGGUACCCUAAUAAAUACCCCACAAAUGUGACAUGUGCCUGGGACAUACAGGUGGACCACAGAGCUCAUGUCAAACUAACAUUUGACAUGCUGGCGCUGGAAAACAUCUAUGGCUGUCCACACAACUUCGUUGAAAUCUUUGAUGGCCCACAGAGUGAAUCUCUCUCUCUGGGGAGGUUCUGUUCCGGUAUAACCCCAGUAUUUACUUCCUCCUCACAUCGCCUGACAGUGGUCUUCCACAGCAAUGACAACGUCACCAACAGUGGCUUUCAUGCCACCUAUGAGUCCGUCAUGCAAGAUGAGAAUAAUACUGAGGUGGCCCUCAGGCUGGCCAAUGGCAGUCACCGGUGCGAAGGCCGUGUGGAGUUGCACUACAAUGGGACCUGGGGGACAGUGUGUGAUGACAGCUGGGACUUGCGUGAUGCCCAGGUUGUGUGCGAGCAGCUGGCCUGUGGCAGGGCUGUGUCAGCCCCCAGGGGAGCGCAUUUUGACCGAGGCUGGGGCCCCAUCGCUUUGGACAAUGUGGAGUGCAUGGGGACGGAAGACAGACUGUGGCAGUGCGCACACGGUGGCUGGUUCUCCCACGACUGCGGCCACCACGAAGACGCUGGCGCCAUCUGCUCUGCCGCCCUGCCUUCCUCAACACCUUCCACCACGGGGAGUCCCCCAGCUCCAGCACAUCUUCCAAAGCCGACAGAGGUGCCCACACCCGCAGUUACCAACGUGGCCCCAGAACCAGCAGAAAUGGCUCCUGUGGACAGUAAUUCUUCUCUCUCUCUCCCAGACUUGCCCGUCAUCAGGCUGGUGGACGGGAGGAACCGCUGCGAAGGACGCGUCGAAGUCUACCACAAUGGCACGUGGGGGACGGUGUGUGACGACUUCUGGGACAUCAACGCUGCCCGCGUGGUGUGCCAGCAGCUGGACUGUGGGGAGGGCAUCGGCGCCCUGGGGAGCAGCUACUUUGGGGCGGGCAUGGGGCACAUCUUCCUGGACAAUGUGCAGUGUCGGGGCAACGAGACCACACUGGGCCAGUGCCUGCAUCUGGGCUUGUCUGUCCACAACUGUGGCCACCACGAGGACGCGGGCGCCAUCUGCUCAGUUUCGGCCUCAGCCACAGGAAUGGCCACCUCACCUGAUUCAAUCUCAACAUCUCCGACCUCCACAGCAGAAUCCUCUGCGAUUUCAGCAGAAGUCACCUCUUCAUCUGAUGUACCUUCCACCUCUGCUGAAGUGGACUACCCCUCAGAUACAGCUCGCCCUUCAGGUGAAGUGUCGUCCUCACCAGCCACAGAUCUGAUUUCAACAGAACCAACACCAUCACCUGUUACAAUCUCAGCUGGUGAAGAAAUGGUCUCUUUACCUGACCCGCUCCUGCGCCUGGCAGGUGGGCGCAGCCGCUGCGAGGGCCGCGUGGAGGUGUGGUACCAGGGCGAGUGGGGCACGGUAUGUGACGACCACUGGAACAUCAGGAACGCCCGUGUCGUGUGCCGCCUGCUGGGCUGCGGCCAAGCACUCAGUGCCCCGGGGCGCUGCCGCUUCGGCCCAGGCUUGGGGCCCAUCCUGCUGGACGACGUGCGCUGCACAGGCACCGAGGAUGCGCUGGACCACUGCGUCCACUCGGGCUGGGGUCGACACAACUGCUGGCACAGGGAGGACGCGGGCGUGGUCUGUGCAGGUGGAGCCGACUCUGUUGUGCCCAAGGACCACGCCAAGCUCUCCUGCGCACCUCACCACUUCCAAGUCACCAUUGACCGAGGCUACCUCCGGAGGCUGGGCUACUCCUCCUGGGAUGUUCACUUAAAUGAUGAGCUCUGUCGCCCCCAAGUCACGGGGCGCUAUCUGAUCUUCAGCAUUCCCUAUGGCCACUGCGGAACCAUCCAACAGGAAAACUUCGGCUCCCUCAGCUACUCCAACUCCAUCAGAGGCCGGGUAUGGGGCCACCCUGGCCGAGUCAUCGUGCGGCACAAGGUGCCUCAGCUGAAGUUCACCUGCACCGUAGAUGGCCCGUCAGCAAUUGAAAUUGUUUCUGGGGCAGACAUCCCAAGGCGGGGUGCCAGCUACGAUGUAUCCAUAUCAUUCCUCGAGUUGCCCAUGUCCCCACAAGAGGGGAGCAAGGGGCCGUACUACGCCAGCCAGAGGAAAGAGAUCUUCCUCGAGGCCACACUCCGCACCCCUGAUCGCCACCUGAGGCUCUUUGUGGACACCUGUGUGGCUUCUCCAGAUCCUCAGGAUUUUACAACUGUCAAGUACGAUUUGAUCCGACAAGGCUGCAUCAAAGACAAUACCUACGUCACCCUUCACUCUCACCAGAACAUGGCCCAGUUCAAGUUCGACGCCUUCAGCAUCCUCAGCAGCUAUGAUGUGGUCUAUCUGCAAUGUAAGAUUGCUGUGUGCCAAGUCGGGGACCCCUCCUCCCGCUGCUCCCAGGGCUGUGUGGAGCGCAGUCAGAGGAGUGUGGACCCCGAGGGGCCCACAAAAAAGCGGGCUGAUCACUUCCAGGUGGUGGGGCCCCUGGAAAUCCAGAGAGGAGCCGGUCAGAGCAAGCACUUUGUGUGA
This is a messenger RNA of Artibeus jamaicensis (Jamaican fruit-eating bat), 5190 nucleotides long. RefSeq names its product deleted in malignant brain tumors 1 protein-like. The coding region runs from base 1 to 5190 and encodes 1729 amino acids. The record is from RefSeq and is a predicted model, not a curated record. Gene Ontology annotation, cellular component: membrane. NCBI's taxonomy places the organism in Eukaryota, Metazoa, Chordata, Mammalia, Chiroptera, Phyllostomidae. The transcript has 33 exons.